UCUCUCCUCGUUGAGCCAAACCCAAUCGAGUACAGAGUAACCGAUCAGAAGUUGAAAGUCCAAUACGGUUUAAUUUUUGUACCGUAAUUUAAUGUGGGUGCAAACAGUCGCUGGUAGUUGAAGCGGGAUGGGCACCGACUUGACUUUCUCCUCUCGGCGGUCUCCUGUGGUGUGUUUACAUGGCUGUGUGGCCUCCAGCCAGCCGCUGGCUUCAGGUGUAGGACUCGACAUCCUGAAGCGUGGUGGUAAUGCAGCAGAUGCUGCAGUUGCCAUAGCAGCAGCACUAGCAGUAACAGAGCCGUGCAGCACCGGUCCUGGUGGAGACGCCUUCUGCUUGUUUUACAAUGGAAACACUGGAAAGAUCAGAGGAAUUAACGGCAGUGGUCGUACGCCCAGAGCUCAGACUCUGGACUUCAUGGAAGGACGUGGUUACACUGCGGAGGCCCCUCCUUCACCCUCUGAUGCAUUGAAUGUCACAGUACCAGGGGCACCUGCCUGCUGGUGUGAUACCAUACAGAUGUUUGGUAGUCAAAAGCUGUCCUUGCAGGAGGUGCUGAGCGGGGCGGCGGAGCUUGCAGAGGUGGGGUUUCCUGUUGCCGAGGUAACAGCUCACCACUGGGCAAAAUGGGUGUCUGCUCUGAGAGAUGCUGGGAAGGAACUAGGUGGAGAACUGCUGAUUGAUGGUCAUGCGCCCAAAUGUGGACAAGUAUUCAGAAACCCUACCCUUGCCCAGACCCUGAAGGAGCUGGGUGAGCGUGGCAAACCAGCCUUCUACCAGGGCAGAGUGGCCCAAGCCAUCGUCGAUGUCCUCAACCAAAACGGAGAGGUCAUGACCCUGGAGGACCUCAGCAGCCAUGACAGUGAGGUUUUCACCCCCAUAAGCACAGAAUACAAGGGUGUGCGUCUGUGGGAGCCUCCUCCCAACAGUCAGGGAUUGGCUGCCCUCAUGUUACUCAACAUCCUGGAGAACUUCCCUCUCAAAGCUGCAGGCCAUAACAGCUCUGAAUACAUCCACGUGCUGGUGGAAGCUGUGCGCUUGGCACUAUCAGACGCUCUGCAUUACCUGGGUGACCCAGACCAUGUGACCAUACCUCUUGAAUCCUUAUUGGACAAGAGCUACAGCCACCAGCGAGCACAGCGCAUCAGCAUGGACAGGGCCAUAGAAGAAGUGGAGCCUGGUAUGACAACAGGAAGUGACACAGUCUAUUUCUGUGUGAUUGACAGUCAAGGCAAUGCCUGUUCAUUUGUUAACAGCACCUAUAUGGGAUUUGGAAGCGGGCUGGUCCCUAAGGAAUGCGGAUUCUCACUACAGAAUCGUGGUGCCAGCUUUUCUCUGCACCGUAACCAUGUUAACUGUGUUGCUGGAGGAAAGCGUCCAUAUCACACCAUAAUACCUGCACUUCUUACUGACUCUGCAACAAUAUCACAAAAACCCCGACUCCUCGCUGCACUGGGGGUGAUGGGGGCUUUUAUGCAACCUCAAGGACAUGUCCAGGUGUUGUUGAACAUGUUGGAGUUUGGGAUGAAUCCUCAACAAGCUCUGGAUGCACCAAGAGUCUAUAUACAGUAUGACCACACAGCUGAUCAGUGGUUGGUUAAUCUGGAGGAGGGGAUCGGCCAGGAGGUAGCUGAGGAGCUGAGAAGACGUGGCCACAAAGUCAGCUGGCCAGUCACCGGCCACAAGAGGUCUCAGUUUGGGCGGGGACAAAUCAUCACAGUGGGGGAUUGGUGGAACCCAUCUGUCAAUCAAGCUGAUUGUUUAUCCAGGGUGCUGUGGGCGGGAUCAGACCCCAGAGGAGAUGGAUGUGCUCAGGGAUACUAGACAAACAUGACCUCUACAUGUGGAAGGCAGAAUAUAAGUGCUGUUGAAUUUAAUGUUAAUUAUGUUGCUGCCAAAUAUUUCAACUUUUUAAAAUUUACUUUCUUUAAUGAGCACUUGAAUCAUAACACAACAUCUUGUCUUUUCUCAUCAGAUAUCCCUCCACAUCCUCUUUAGCUCAAGCUUUGUUUAUAAGCUAGGGCACAGUUUUGUUUGCUCUUAAAUAUAGAACAACAUUUAAAAAAAAAAUCUUUGUGUGACAUUAAAUGACAUACUUAAGAUGCCCUUCCUCAACCCUGUCUUUUGGUUUAGAUAAUUAUCUGCUUCAAUGUCUUUAAUUAGUUGUUGCUGCUCUGGAAAUGAAUUGUUACAUAUAUAAUCCUCCUUCCUCAAUAAUGACAGCUGCAUCUUUUCUCACAAA
Centropristis striata (black sea bass) is the source of this 2240-nucleotide messenger RNA. Its product is annotated as glutathione hydrolase-like YwrD proenzyme. Bases 128 to 1822 code for a protein of 564 amino acids. Lineage: Eukaryota; Metazoa; Chordata; Actinopteri; Perciformes; Serranidae. Gene Ontology annotation, biological process: glutathione catabolic process. Gene Ontology annotation, molecular function: glutathione gamma-glutamate hydrolase. The transcript has 12 exons. The record is from RefSeq and is a predicted model, not a curated record.